This is a messenger RNA of Musa acuminata AAA Group (dessert banana), 1398 nucleotides long. Its product is annotated as cocosin 1-like. NCBI's taxonomy places the organism in Eukaryota, Viridiplantae, Streptophyta, Magnoliopsida, Zingiberales, Musaceae. The coding region runs from base 1 to 1398 and encodes 465 amino acids. The transcript is spliced from 4 exons. Gene Ontology annotation, molecular function: nutrient reservoir activity. The record is from RefSeq and is a predicted model, not a curated record.
AUGGCAAGCUCUGCACUCAUCAUGCUCUCUUUCCCUCUUUGCGUGUCACUACUCCUGCUCCACAGCGGUCAGGCGCAGCUUGGCUUCGGGCAGCAAGAAACAGGGCAACCGGGGGGGAGCCGAUGCCGAAUCGAGAGGCUUAGCGCUCUGGAGCCCACGAUGCGCGUGCCCUCGGAAGCUGGCUUCACGGAGUACCUCGACCAGAACCACGAGCAGUUCCGGUGUGCGGGUGUCGCCGUUCAUCGCCGUACCAUCCUGCCGAGGGGCCUUCUCUUGCCUUCCUACUCCAAUGCCCCCAGCCUCGUCUACGUCGUGCAAGGAAGGGGUAUUGCCGGAACAGUGAUCCCUGGUUGCCCAGAGACGUACCAAUCGUUCCAACAGCAACGGGAGGUGGGAGACGAACACCAGAGGAUCCAUUCCUUUCACGAGGGAGACAUCAUCGCGUUGCCCGCUGGAGUCGCUCAUUGGUGCUACAACAAUGGCGAAGCACCUGUCGUAGCCAUUACGGUCUCCUACACGAGCAGCAGUGCUAACCAGUUGGAUCGUCAGCACAGUUUUCUACUAGCUGGAAGGGAGAGACGAGCACAACAAGGUGCACAUACAGAAGAGAGAUUAGAACAGCAAAAGGGGGUCAGCCUCCUUAAUGGUUUCGAGCUUGAGCUACUGGCGGAGGCGCUCGGCGUCGACAAGGAGGUGGUGAGGAAAAUCCAGAAUCCAGACGACGGAAGGGGUGAGAUAGUCCGCGUCGACAGAGGGCUACAGCUGCUACAGCCAUUACAGAGGAACGAAGAGCAGGAGAGACAAGAUGGCGACGAUAUAAGGCGACGUGAAUCGAAUGGAUUGGAAGAGGCAUUCUGCACGAUGGAUUACAAGCAGAACAUCGGGGACACGACGCUCUCUGACCAAUACGAUCCGAACGCCGGAAGGAUCACCGUACUCAACAGUCGCAAGUUCCCCGUGCUAAGAUUCAUGCAAAUGAGUGCCGUGAGGGGAUCUCUCCGCCCGAACACCGUCGGCGCACCGUAUUGGAACAUCAACACUCACGGCAUAGCGUACGCCCUAAAUGGAAGCUGCCAGAUGCAGGUGGUGGGGCACGGAGGGAGGACCGUCUUCGAUGGCGAGCUCCGUCAAGGUCAGCUUUUGGUGAUCCCACAGCAGUUCGUGGUGAUAACAAAGACCCGGAGCGAGCAUUACGAGUGGGUGUCGUUCAAGACCAACGACAAUCCCAUGGUGAGUCAGAUCGUCGGGAAGGCAUCGGUUUUCCGAGGCAUGCCGGUGGAGGUGCUCAUCAACUCGUAUCGUAUCUCCAGGGACGAGGCCAAGAGGCUCAAGUUCAACCGCGGUAACCUGAUGUCCAUGUUUCCUCUCGAGUCUCACGGCGAUGUGAUGGAGACCUGA